GGGACGCGGCGCUCGCGCUCCCGCCGGAGCCCGGGGAAGCGGAGACUACGAGGCGGCCCGGCCCUGCGCCCACAUCAUGCCCGCAGCGGAGCGGGCCGCCGCCGUCCUCGUGGAGCUCGCGGAGGCGACGAUGCUGCGGGCCGCGGGGCCGCGGCAGCGAGGGUAGCGGGGCUAGAAUCGGCCCCGAGGCCCCGGAGGCGGGUGGAGCAGGAGGGGGAGCGGCAGGCAUCCUCCGCGGCGCGGCGGGCGGGCGGCGGCCCUGCUGCCCCGGCGCGCCCCUGGCCCGAGAGCCCGGAGAAUGCGAGCUGCGCUCCCCGCCGGCCGGCCGCCUCCCCCAGCGCCGCACGCCCGGCGCUCCCCGGAGCUUCUCGCGUCGCCGCUGCCCCCCAGCUGCGGGCGCCUGGCCGCUGGCUGCGCUAGGACCCGCCGCCGCUGGUCGCGGAGGGCUGGUGGGAAGGGAGGAGCGGGAGCUAGAGGGCCCCAGAGACUGGCGCCUGCCUGGGCGCAGCGCGGCAUGUAGCUGCGGGCGCCCGCGCCAAGGUGUCAGCCCGGGACCCCACCAUGGCUGGGACGGACAGUGGGAACCUGAAAACGGUGAGGCUGUGGCGGGACGCCGCCCUGCGUGCCAGAAAGCUGAGGAGCAACCUGCGCCAGCUCACCCUCAGCGCGGCCGGGGGCAGCCCAGGUGCCGACCAGAUCGACUCCCCCGACGCCCCCCAGCUGGUGCUGCCGGCCAACAUCGGGGACAUUGAGGUGCUGAACCUGGGGAACAACGGCCUGGAGGAGGUGCCCGACGGGCUGGGCUCUGCGCUGGGCAGCUUGCGCGUCCUGGUUCUGCGCCGAAACCGCUUCGCCCGGCUGCCCCCCGCGGUGGCGGAGCUGGGCCACCACCUAACCGAGCUGGACGUGAGCCACAACCGGCUGAGCGUCCUGGGCGCCGAGGUGGUGAGCGCCCUGCGUGAGCUGCGGAAGCUCAACCUCAGCCACAACCAGCUGCCCGCCAUGCCUGCCCAGCUGGGCGCGCUGGUCCACCUGGAGGAGCUGGACGUCAGUUUUAACCGGUUGACACACCUGCCCGACUCCUUCUCCUGCCUCUCCCACCUGCGCACCCUCGACGUGGACCACAACCAGCUCACGGCUUUUCCCCGGCAGCUGUUGCAGCUGGCGGCCUUGGAGGAGCUGGAUGUGUCCAGCAACCGGCUGCGUGGCCUACCUGAAGAUAUCAGUGCCCUGCGUGCCCUAAAGAUCCUGUGGCUGAGCGGGGCUGAGCUUGGCACCCUGCCCAGCGGUUUCUGCGAGCUGGCCAGCCUGGAGAGCCUCAUGCUGGACAACAACGGGCUGCAGGCUCUGCCUGCCCAGUUCAGCCGCCUGCAGCGGCUCAAAAUGCUCAAUCUCUCCUCCAACCUCUUUGAGGAGUUCCCUGCCGCACUGCUGCCCCUGGCUGGUCUGGAGGAGCUCUACCUUAGUCGCAACCAGCUCACUUCAGUGCCAUCCCUGAUCUCUGGCCUGAGCCGUCUUCUCACCCUGUGGCUGGAUAAUAACCGGAUCAGAUACCUGCCAGACUCCAUCGUGGAGCUGACCGGCCUGGAGGAGCUCGUGUUGCAGGGGAACCAGAUUGCUGUGCUGCCAGACAACUUUGGCCAGCUCUCCCGGGUGGGCCUGUGGAAGAUCAAGGACAACCCGCUGAUCCAGCCCCCUUACGAGGUCUGUAUGAAGGGAAUCCCCUAUAUCGCAGCCUACCAGAAGGAGCUGGCUCAUUCCCAGCCGGCGGUGCAGCCCCGCCUCAAGCUGCUCCUGAUGGGCCAUAAGGCUGCAGGAAAGACCCUGCUCUGUCACUGCCUCACCGAAGACAGAGUGGAGGUGAGCCAAGGAGAAGGGGAAAAGGAGAAGAGCUACCCCGCUUCACCUCCUCCUGUGAGCAAGGGCAUUGAGGUGACCAGCUGGACAGCGGAUGCCUCCAGGGGCCUGCGGUUCAUCGUGUAUGACUUAGCUGGGGAUGAAAGUUACGAGGUGAUCCAGCCCUUCUUCCUCUCCCCGGGGGCUCUUUAUGUGCUGGUGGUGAACUUGGCCACCUAUGAGCCACUGCGCUUUCCCACCACUGUGGGCUCCUUCUUGCAUCGGGUGGGGGCCCGGGUGCCUCAUGCCGUGGUGUGCAUUGUAGGCACGCAUGCCGACCUCUGCGGGGAACAGGAGCUGGAGGAGAAGUGUUUGGACAUUCACCGCCAGAUUGCCCUUCAGGAGAAGCGUGACGCCGAGGGCCUAAGCCGUCUAGCCCAGGUGGUAGAUGAGGCACUGGCCCGGGACUUCGAGCUCCGCUCUGCCAGCCCCCAUGCUGCGUACUAUGGCGUUUCAGACAAGAACCUUCGGCGGCGCAAGGCCCACUUUCAGUACCUGCUCAACCACCGGCUGCAGAUCCUCUCCCCCGUGCUGCCCGUUAGCUGCAGGGAUCCCUGCCAGUUAAAGCGCCUUCGGGACAAACUGCUUUCAGUUGCCGAGCACCGGGAAAUCUUCCCCAACUUACACAGAGUACUGCCCAGGUCCUGGCAGGUGCUGGAGGAGCUGCACUUCCAGCCCCCUCAGGCACAGCGGCUCUGGCUCAGCUGGUGGGACUCAGCUCGCCUGGGCCUGCAGGCCGGGCUGACCGAGGACCGACUGCAGAGUGCUCUCUCCUACCUGCACGAGAGUGGCAAGCUGCUCUACUUUGAGGACAGCCCGGCUCUCAAGGAGCAUGUCUUCCACAACCUGUCCCGCCUAAUCGACAUCCUCAAUGUUUUCUUCCAGAGGGAUCCUUCCUUGCUGCUGCAUAAGCUGCUCCUAGGGACCAAUGGUGAGGCUGAGGGUGAGGGCGAAAGCUCCCCACUGAUGGCACUGCCCGCCCCGAGCCAGGACACGCUGCGGGCCACCCAGCUUCAUCAUUAUGUGGAGGGCUUUCUGCUGCAUGGGCUCCUGCCAGCCCAUGUCAUCCGGUUGCUGUUGAAGCCUCAUGUCCAGGCUCAGCAGGACCUGCAGCUGCUGCUGGAGCUGCUGGAGAAGAUGGGACUAUGUUACUGCCUCAACAAACCCAAGGGCAAGCCUUUGAAUGGGUCCACGGCCUGGUACAAGUUCCCGUGCUAUGUGCAGAAUGAGGUGCCCCACGCAGAGGCCUGGAUUAAUGGGACCAACCUGGCCGGGCAGUCCUUUGUGGCUGAGCAGUUACAGAUUGAAUAUAGUUUUCCCUUCACCUUUCCACCUGGCUUGUUUGCACGCUACAGCGUCCAGAUCAACAGCCAUGUGGUGCACAGGUCAGAUGGCAAACUUCAAAUCUUUGCAUAUAGAGGAAAAGUCCCUGUGGUGGUGAGUUACAGACCUGCCAAGGGGGUCCUGCAGCCAGACACUCUGUCCAUCGCCAGCCAUGCGUCUUUACCAAACAUAUGGACAGCAUGGCAAGCCAUAACCCCCUUGGUAGAGGAGCUGAAUGUCCUUCUUCAGGAAUGGCCUGGACUGCACUACACCGUGCACAUUCUCUGUUCUAAGUGCCUUAAGAGAGGGUCGCCCAAUCCACACGCUUUCCCAGGGGAGUUGCUGAGUCAGCCCAGACCAGAAGGAGUGGCAGAGAUCAUCUGCCCCAAGAAUGGCAGUGAGCGAGUGAAUGUUGCCUUGGUUUACCCACCCACACCGACUGUGAUCAGCCCCUGUUCCAAGAAGAACGUUGGUGAAAAGCACAGAAACCAGUGACUUUUAUAUGGCUGUGGAACUUCCAUGGAGAAAAGAGCAUCAGAAUGUACCUGGACCAUCUUUUGUACCCGGCAAACCCUCCACGCUCCCAGGCAUAUUCUGUGACUUCAAGUGCAUACGUGUUUGGGGUGCUUUCAGGGGAGGAAGCACACCUAGCCUGUAGACAAGAUGGGGAGGGGCAGGGGUGGGUAAGGAUGGGAGAGAAUAUGGAGCAAAUGUUUUACAACCUGAACCUCAGAACUGUGAUCCUCCAGGGAGAGCGCUACUUGAAGAAAAGAAAAAAAAAAAAAAAAAAAAAAAAAAAAGUCGAAUGGCUUCUCAGGGAUUUUGUUUUCCAUGCACAUAUAAGCCAUAGUUCCAGUACAGGUGGCAGUAUUUAGAGCACUCAGAUUUCAGUUCUGUUAAAUGUGAAAGAGCGAUCAACUGACCAUUCAUUGCUGUUCCGUAACUAGUGUAAAAUAUGUAUAUGUUUAUCUUUAUUUUUAUAAUAUGCAAAUACAUUUAAAUUUAUACAGGUUGAAGCUUCUAGCGUUAGUUAACACUGGGUGCAAUAUUCUGAUGAGAACUGUGCCAAGAUGGGGCUGAUUUCUUAUUUUAGCAUAGGACCUUUUUGUUUUUAUUCUUUAUUCUUUAAUCCUUUGCAGAUUAAAAAGAAAAAGAUCUCUCUCUCUCUGCCCAUGGAUGAAGUGUUGGUUCAUAGAGGUUGGCAGUAAUCAGCAAGAACUUUAAAUAUAUGUUUCAGGCAAUGUCCCCUCCCCUCCUUUUACAUAAAGAUCCCUGCCUAUAAACCACUGGACAAGGUAAUAGGAUUAUUCCUUUUCUUUGCCCACUAGUGCCAGGCAGUCUUCCUUGCUCUAGGCUUUGUGAUAACUGCGAAUUGUCACUGGGUGAUGGUGUGAUGGAGGCCUGGUGUUAGGACUCUUCAGGGGAGGGGGAUUACGGAAUCCACAAAUCCAUGGAAAACCAGAGUCUUGCAAUAGCUCAAGAUAAUCAGGAGUCAGUUCUGAAGCAUAUAUAUAUAAAGAGCUCUGCUAAUAAGUCUUUUUUUUUUUUUUCUUUUUUCUUUUUAGAACAGAGUCUGUGAAAUUUAGCAGAGCACUCUGAAAGCCCUCCACAUCUGGUCAGACCUUAAGAUAGGGCAUUGCCUAAUUGGAGAGCAUGAGCCCACUUUGGCUAUUUAUAAUUACAGAGCCUCUGAUUGGAUGGUCUACUGCCAAGAACUAGUAAAAUCCUAGUUUUAAAAUCUCCAUAAAAUGCAACUUAAAAAGCCAACCAAUGAAAUUGCUCUCUCUUCUUCUCCUCAUCGGGGCCAAAUAGCAUCUGCAGCGAUAGUAACACAUUCCUUAAGGAAUGUGCAUGACUCUGUUUACAUCUGCCGCCUAUCCAUGUUGAUUGAAAAUGUGUAAAACUAUUUCACACCCAUGUAAGGCAAGAAAAAAAUGAGUCCACUGGUAUUAUUCUUUUAUAAAGUAUUGAUUCUUGGAAUGCCACAGUAUAUGAAGUCUCCAUGUAUUUUUACUUUUUUUUUUGGCCGUGCCUGUGGCAUGUAGAAGUUCCUAGGCCGGGGAUUGACCCAUGCCACAGUAGUGACCUGAGCUGCUGCAGUGACAACACUGAAUCCUUAACCCACUGCGCCACAAGGGAACUCCCAAAGUCGCCACAUAUUUUUAAAAGAAAAAAAAAAAAAAAAGAGCAAGUGGCUGCAUUGCAAAAAAAAAAAAAAAAAAAAAAAAAUCACAAAUUGAAUUUUUGUAGAUUAUUUUGUGCCCCAGGAGUUAACUUCAUUAACUCCAGUACCUCCAGUUAAACAAGCAUGACAUCUUAUAAAAUCAAAUGGGAUCAGACUAUUUCCACAUUUUUAUACUUGAAUAUGACACCUCAGAUUUGCGAUUUCAUUUUCUUUUAGAACAGUCACAAGAUUAAUCUGGUUAAUCCUUUUGUCACAGUUCUCCUGUGCGUGUGCAUGUGCGAGUGUAUGUGUGUGUGUGUGAGUGUAAACUGAAUGGCGACAUUUAAUUGCUUUAUGGAUCACUGAAUUGUUGGGCAUAAAAGUUUUUCCAAUUGGCACGAGACAGUUCCUAAACUGUCAAAUUAAGUGACUUUGACUAGUCUUUUGAAAAGACUCUUAAGUGUGGACUUCAGGCUAACUCCCCAGGGGACCAUAUUAAAUGGGAAAAAAAAAAAAUGCUCCUUUGGGUGACAUACCCUGCAAAGUGUUUGCUCUUAAUAUGAACAUAGUUGCCCACAUUCUUAAUAUCUGCUAUUUUUGGACAAGUGAUGUUUUGUGCUGUCAUCUGAACCCUAGAGAAGCAGUGUAAGAAGAAAUCUUGGUGUCACAUGUAUUUUAGCAAAAAGGUCAUCAUGAUAGAGGGUCAUGUGACCAAAAGCAGCUCCGGAAAAGCAUAAGAACUUGCUUCAGGAUUGGGGGAGGGUCAGAGAUACAGAAAACACUCUGCUCUAUAGGAAUUUUCUUCAUCUCUGCAGGAAAGUCCAUUUUCUCUUUCAACACCUGGGAAGACUCAGCCAGGGAGGCUGACAGGCAAUUCACGAAGCACAAGCGGUAUCUUUCCAACAAAGUUUUGUCCCUUGCCUUGCAAACAAACGCCCUCCAAGUUUGUUAUGGUUUCUAUUCCUGCAUCUUGUGGUAUCAAAACCACUUCCUGGAAUUGUAAAAGCGCUGCCAGAAUAAAUGUUUUUCCCCCUUCUAAGGAAAAAAAAAAAAAGACAGUGCUCAUAUAUGACACUUGUGCAUUGGACUCUUCUGAAUGAAUAAAAUGGAAAGGGUUUGGUGUAA
This is a messenger RNA of Sus scrofa (pig), 6508 nucleotides long. RefSeq names its product multifunctional ROCO family signaling regulator 1 (gene MFHAS1). NCBI's taxonomy places the organism in Eukaryota, Metazoa, Chordata, Mammalia, Artiodactyla, Suidae. The record is from RefSeq and is a predicted model, not a curated record. Gene Ontology annotation, cellular component: cytoplasm. Gene Ontology annotation, molecular function: protein binding.